AUCUAGUGCCCCUGCGCGUGUCUCGCGCUAGCUCUAUAAGUAUAGUCACGCGAGAUUGGGCGCGGCCUUGCUCGUGAGAGUGUUCCCUCGAGAUCGAGCCAUCAGCUCGAGUGCUGCUCAGUUCACGCCAGGGAGGCAUGCAGCUCAUCAGAAGGGAACCUCAGACAAGCAUGGCGGGCGGCACGAGGUCACGCUGCCCCGUGCUGCUGCUCUUGCUCCUCGGUGUGACUACUGCUCGACUGGCUUCAGGCGUCGUCACCGACGGCCUAUUACCAAAUGGCAAUUUUGAGCUCGGGCCGGCCAAGUCCGAUCUGAACGGCACCAGGGUGAUGAACCAAAACUCCGUACCGAACUGGGAGAUCUUUGGGUUCGUGGAGUACAUCGGGUCCGGGCAGAAGCAGGACGACAUGAUCCUAGCAGUGCCGGAAGGUGCAUGCGCCGUGCGUCUGGGUAACGACGCGACCAUCCGGCAGAAGCUAGAAGUGAUCCGGAAGACGACCUACUCCAUCACCUUCUGCGCGGCGCGCACCUGCGCCCAGGCCGAGAGGCUCAACGUGUCCGUCGCCGCCGAGUCCGGCGUCCUCCCGAUCCAGACCGUGUACACCAGCAGCGGGUGGGACUCCUACGCCUACGCCUUCAGAGCCAGGCACAGCACCGCGUGGUUCAGCAUCCACAACCCCGGCCACGAGGACAACCCGGCGUGCGGCCCCCUCAUCGACUUCAUUGCCAUCAAGGCCCUGAACCCUCCGCCUCUCGCUCAGGGUAACAUGCUGAGGAACGGAGACUUCGAGGAGGGCCCGUUCAUCUUCCCGGACACGGCGUGGGGCGUGCUGGUGCCGCCGAUGAGCGAGGACGACGUGUCCCCGCUGCCGGGGUGGAUGGUCAUGUCGGACACGAAGGUCGUCAAGUACGUGGACGCGGCGCACCACGCGGUGCCGCGCGGCGCGCGCGCCGUGGAGCUGGUGGCCGGCAGGGAGGCCGCGCUGGUGCAAGACGUGCGCACCGUGCCCGGCCGGCGCUACCGCCUGUCGCUGUCGGUCGGGGACGCCGCGAACGGGUGCGAGGGCCCCAUGGCCGUCGAGGCGUAUGCGGCGCGGGCGACGCUGAGGACGACGUACGAGUCCCUGGGGAAGGGCGGGAGCAGGCGCGCCGCGGUCGAGUUCGAGGCGACCGCGAACCUCACGCGCGUGGUGCUCCAGAGCUACAACCACCACAUGAAGCCCGACGGGACGCUCUGCGGGCCGGUGGUGGACGACGUCUCCCUCGUCGGCCUGCGCUAGCACGCCGCGCGCAGGCGGUGGACCCUCUCUUUGAUGAUGACGAUGAUGCGGAAUCUAGUGCCCCGGCGGGGUUGUAAGGCUCUUUUUGGGCCUUGCAGUGUCUUCUGUGCCUCGGUUGGUGGAUAUUUUUGGUGGUUUCCCAUGUACAACAACAUGAUAACUGUUGGUGAUGGCACGCAUGUGGCACUAUUUUGGUUUGCCGAAACUAACUCUGAUAGAGUCGAUGACUCUCUGUUUUUCGGCAUGGAUAAUUUUGGUGUCUGGAACUUCUGUUAUUUGUUAUGUGGGCUCCGUUUCGAAACUUCUAGUUUGGCCAUUUUGAAGUUUUAUUUCCCUCA
Messenger RNA from Zea mays, 1618 nucleotides. RefSeq lists its product as uncharacterized. NCBI's taxonomy places the organism in Eukaryota, Viridiplantae, Streptophyta, Magnoliopsida, Poales, Poaceae. The coding region runs from base 138 to 1280 and encodes 380 amino acids. The record is from RefSeq and is a predicted model, not a curated record. The transcript has 4 exons.